GCGAGCGGCCCUUCAAGUGCAGUCAGUGCGACAAGGCCUUCAACCAGAAGAGUGCUCUGCAGGUCCACAUGGUCAAACAUACUGGAAAGAAGCCCUUCAAGUGUGAGGUGUGCAGCAUCAGAUUCACCCAGAAGAGCAACAUGAAACACCACAUGAAGAGAUCCCACGGCUUCGGUCAGAUCCAUGAUGUGACCCUGGGCGAAGAAGAAUCAGUGUCUCAGGUGGAGGUGACGCCCGACCUCGACCUGGAGGUGGUUCCUGAAUCAUCCGAAGACUGGCACCAUGUCUUCCCCUGACAACCCCCCCCACCCCCCCAAUUCACUGUUCAAACAGAAAAGCCUUGCCAAACAUUGUCCUCCUACCAAAAGGCUUAUUCGGUUAGAAAAAGAUUGAAGACUCCACUGUUUGCCGUGGUAGCUGCCCCCGUUCUGUUCGUCCAAAUUAGCAGUGGAGUGAGGGGAGUCUGGUUCCCUGUGGUGGGCUUAAUGACUUUUAUCUGUUUGGCUCUGAUUGUCAUCAAUAUAAUAACCUCCGGAGAGCUUUAGCUCAACAAACAGAGAAUUCUCCAGAAGAAGCAGGUCCCUAUCGAGCUGACCCUAUUGGACGGAGAGGAAACUCGAUUCGGAGGAAAAGCUCCCCAUGGACAAUUGUUUUUUUCAUUUUGUAUGUGCCCACAGGAACAAACAAAGCUACAAACAGCUAUGUCUACAAUAAUUGUCACUUUUUUUACAUAUUUGUGCCGUCCAUAUUUAUAUUUGAAGUAAAAGGUAAUUUGCCGUUUUGUUACGUCGUUGUUGCACAUGUUGGUCGAGGUUCUCUGGAUCUUAUACGAGGUUUUUUGACUUGAUGUCAGUUUUUGGGUGUCUUGUUCAUAUCUUGAAGACUCACAGCACUGAUAUUUUCUUUUGCUGUUGUUCAUUCUGUAAAAAGUGUAUUUAGAUUGUUUAUAUUUUUUUGAUGAACUGCCAUAACAUGGAGUGUUUGGAAGUAUGUCAUUUGAACAUAAUAUUGCAUUUGUAUUGAAGCUAAGCCAAUGUACAGAUGCUUUUUUUCCCUUCUUGUUUUUGCAGUUGAAUUUUCUAUUGUUCAUAAUA
Messenger RNA from Notothenia coriiceps (black rockcod), 1094 nucleotides. Its product is annotated as zinc finger protein 236-like. Lineage: Eukaryota; Metazoa; Chordata; Actinopteri; Perciformes; Nototheniidae. Gene Ontology annotation, molecular function: DNA-binding transcription factor activity, RNA polymerase II-specific. The transcript is spliced from 2 exons. Gene Ontology annotation, biological process: regulation of transcription by RNA polymerase II. The record is from RefSeq and is a predicted model, not a curated record. The annotation marks the transcript as partial. Gene Ontology annotation, cellular component: nucleus.